Messenger RNA from Nezara viridula (southern green stink bug), 405 nucleotides. The record is from the annotation of a GenBank genome assembly. NCBI's taxonomy places the organism in Eukaryota, Metazoa, Arthropoda, Insecta, Hemiptera, Pentatomidae.
AUGGAGAAGCCGCCCUCAAUAUCCUCAGUAAACGAAACCCUUUUACGCUCUGAGGCAUCGGAGGUUGUCGGGAGCAGGGUUCCUUUAUGUAAAAGCGAGGCAGGUGUAAUGUUGAUGGUAAUGAUGAGGCUGUUGCGAAUGAUCCGGCAGUUUUGGGGAUUGGAGAAGGGUCUCAAUAGCGAACAGUUUGGAGAGGCGAGAGCUACGAUAUUAUGGUCGUGCCAUUCCUUCAGGAUUGUCGUACUUUAUAUGGAAGAGGAGUCACCUCGGAAUGUUACCGCUUCGAUUCUGGAAUAUUUACCGAAGGCGUUCAGCCGAGCUGAUAAAGCAUGGAGUGUUCAUCGUAGGGCCGUACGAGUUGAUCAUGCUUACUAUACGGAAGUGGUAGUUCUUGAAAGCAUAUAA